Molecule: messenger RNA, 2256 nt
Organism: Gopherus flavomarginatus (Mexican gopher tortoise)
Lineage: Eukaryota; Metazoa; Chordata; Testudines; Testudinidae
Gene: IKBKG
Product: inhibitor of nuclear factor kappa B kinase regulatory subunit gamma
Exons: 15
Coding region: 116-1858 (580 amino acids)
Biological process (GO): positive regulation of canonical NF-kappaB signal transduction
Cellular component (GO): nucleus; cytoplasm; IkappaB kinase complex
Molecular function (GO): K63-linked polyubiquitin modification-dependent protein binding
Source: RefSeq, a predicted model, not a curated record
UCCGGGUCCUUUGGCAGCACUUCCGCGGGGAGCCGCGAUCCCGGAAGGGAGAAGGGGAAGUGGGAGCCGGGCGGGGCGAGACGAGACGAGACCAGGCCGGGACCUGCCAGGCUGAAUGAACGGGACCCGGCAGCGCCGGAGCUGCGAGAUGGUGCAGCCAAGCGGGGGCCCUGGUGGCGACUGUGGAGCCCUGGGCGAGGACUCGUCCCUGGGCAAGGUGGCAGCCUGGCAGCUGCCCUCUGACCUGGCCGGGCAUGAGGCCCUGCAGCGCUUCCUGGCCGAGAACCAGGACCUGAAGGAGGCCAUUCGGCAGAGUAACCAGAUGCUGCGGCAGCGCUACCAGGAGUUCCUGUGCUUCCAGGCCGCACAGCGUGAGGAGAAGGAGUUCCUGAUGCUCCGUUUCCGGGAGGCCCGGGACGUGGUGGAGAAGCUGAAUGCUGAGCGGACCGAGAUGAAGUGCCAACUGGAGCAGGCCCUCUGGGAGGUGGAGCAGCUCAGGGGAAGACAGCAGCCGAGCGCCUUGGAGAAGGAGAUCCCUGAGCCAGAGGAGGCGGACACUAUGACCCUGACCCAGGAGUUGGCUGAGCCUCUGAUGGCGCCUGGCCCGGAGAACCUGCAGCUGCUGAAGGAGCAGCUGGAGCAGCUCCAGGAGGCCAACCGGGCUCUGCAGGCCCAGAUCCAGCAGCAGAUGCAGCCCCCAGGAGAGGCUGGUGUGAGGGUCAAGGAGAAUGGGGUCCAGCUGGAGAGGCCAGUGGAGCUGGAGGCCCUGCAGGGCGGCGGGGACAGCGGACCCAGCAGCAGGCGGGAUGCAGCCGAGCUGCUGCAGAGGAGGCUGAAGGAGACAGAGGAGGAGAGAGUGGGGCUGAAGCAGCAGCUGGCAUUGGUACGGGAGGAGAUGGCCAAGCUGGGAACCAGGGCACAGGAGGCUGAGCAGCAGGCUGAGCAGCAGCUUCAGGCCCUGAGGAAACAGCUGGAGCAGCUGACGGAGGACAGGGCCUCGGUGAAAGCCCAGGUGACCUCACUGCUGGGGGAGUUGCAGGAGAGCCAGAGCCGGCUGGAGACCUGUAUGCUGGAGAAACGGGAUCUGGAGGAGAAAGCACAGGCUGCUACCGAGCGGUGCUGCAGGCUGGAGCGGGAGGCUGAGGCGCUGCACAAGCAGCACAGCGUGCAGAUGGACCAGCUGCGCAUGCAGGCCCAGAACCUGGAGACAGCGCUGCGGGUGGAGAGACAGGGCGCAACAGAGGAGAAGAGGAAGCUGGCCCAGCUGCAGGCAGCCUAUCACCAGCUCUUUCAGGAUUACGACGGGCACGUGAAAUCCAGCCUAGAGAGCGAGAAGAGGAGCCAGGGCAUGGAGCUGCACCUGGAGGAGCUGCAGCAGCAGCUGCAGCAGGCUGAGGAGGCACUGGUGGCCAAGCAGGAGCUGAUUGACAAGUUGAAGGAGGACAUGGAGCAGCACAAGGCUAUGCUGGAGACCAUCCCUGUGCUGAAGGCCCAGGCUGAUAUCUACAAGGCGGAUUUCCUAGCGGAGCGCGAGGCCCGGGAGAAGCUGCACGAGCAGCGCGAGGAUCUGAAGGAACAGUUUGAGCAGCUACGGCGGGACUACGACAAGCUGAAGGCAGAUGCUAAUGGAGCCACCUGGACUCUGAUGGAGGAGAUGAGGAACCGCCAUUCGGAGGGGCGCCCACCUGUUCCCCAACCAGUUUACAACAUGGCUCCAGUACCUUUCCAACCCCUGCCAGCUGCAGGGUGCAGGCGAAGUAUCCAUGAGGAGCAGCCGGAUUUCUGCUGUCCCAAGUGCCAGUACCAAGCUCCGGACAUGGAUACCCUGCAGAUCCAUGUGAUGGACUGUAUCAAGUGAUGCCCAUGAAGGAGGAGGAGGCUGGAUGCAAGGGGGGUGCCUGGCCUGCUCCACUCUUUGCUUUCCCCCCAUGGCACUUGCUGUUCUGUGACACAAUGCUGCAGACUGGGUUCACAGCUGUCUUGAGCCAGUUGGAAUGGACAGUAGGUACCAUGGGGGAGGAUGGGGUUUGCACCAUUGUCUCUGCCUUAUGUGAAACUGAAUGUACCUGAUCUGCUGUAAUUCAGGGAUUUGACAAUCUGUAGAGACUAACAGAUUAGUGGUGGGGAGCAGGGGUCCUGAAAGCUACUGAACCAAACUUUAAACCCUGUGUAUAAUGGAAACCCCUUCAAUCUGGGCAGCACCUGGGGGAGGGGCAAAGAGGGGUGGCAGGAACAUUUCACUGUUCAUCUCCCUUU